This is a messenger RNA of Choloepus didactylus (southern two-toed sloth), 3722 nucleotides long. It is a transcript of the gene SPICE1, whose product is annotated as spindle and centriole associated protein 1. The record is from RefSeq and is a predicted model, not a curated record. Gene Ontology annotation, biological process: regulation of centriole replication; mitotic spindle assembly; metaphase chromosome alignment. The coding region runs from base 472 to 3048 and encodes 858 amino acids. The transcript has 18 exons. Gene Ontology annotation, cellular component: centrosome; centriole; spindle. NCBI's taxonomy places the organism in Eukaryota, Metazoa, Chordata, Mammalia, Pilosa, Megalonychidae.
GCUGUUAUUCUGAUAGACUCUAAGCCCUGUGAGGGCAUAGACUAAUUUAGUUUCAUACUGUAUCCAGUGCCUGUCUCUUUGCAGGUGCUCUCAAAAUAUUUGUUGGAUGAAUAGAUGAUUAAAGGAGUGAGUGAAUGAGUGAAAAUGAUACUAAUUAGGAGAAAAUGAGAGACUGAGUGAAACUUUGUGGUAGAGAUGGUGAAGAGGGGGGCAGAUGGGAGAGAUGUUUUAGGGAAAUAAUUAGAUUUUCUUAUUUGAUUGACUAUAGGACAAGAAGGAACAGAAGGUGAUGCUAGGGUUUUAAAUCAGGGCAAUUACAAGGAGGGUAAUGCUGUCAGUUCAGCUUAAUUCAGUAGACAUUUCCUUAGCAAGCCAAGUAAAUAUCAAGAUUUAGUGGAGGGCACCUGGAUGACUAUACUGUAUUUGAGGCAGUUGGAUGUUGGAAAAGAGAGUUUGAUGCUUUGAGGAAAGAUGUCAUUUGUCAGAGUGAACCGUUACAGUCCCAGGGGAGGAGGAAGAAAAGCACUGAAAGUGAAGAAGAAGAAAUCUUCAGUGAAGCAAGAAUGGGAUAAUACUGUUAAUGAUCUAACAGUCCAUCGGGCAACUCCUGAAGAUCUGGUACGUCGUCAUGAAAUACACAAAUCAAAGAAUAGAGCAUUGGUACAUUGGGAACUUCAAGAAAAAGCUUUGAAGAAAAAAUGGAGGAAACAGAAACCAGAAGCUUCUAAUCUUGAGAAAAAGAGAUUGGCUCUCAUGAAGGAGAUUCUUUCUGAUCAAUACCAGACGCAGGAUGUAUUGGAAAGAUCUGAUCAUUUGAUGGCUGCGGCAAAAGGUCCAUUUGUUGAUUUUCCUCGUAGGCGCACAGGGUUUCCAAAUGUAACAGUAGCUCCUGAUUCCUCUCAGGGUCCCAUUGUGGCAAAUCAAGACCCUGUCACCCAGUCCAUCCUUUGUGAAUCUGCUGUAGACCCUCAGGCUCUCAAUGAAGUAGAAGAUGAAGGAGAAGAAGGAACUGUUGACAGCCAGUCAGAAGAAAGUGAAAAUGAGUUGGAUAGCUCUCUAAACUCGCAGUUGAAUACAAACACAGAAAGGUUUCUCCAGCAACUAAAGGAAGAGAAUUCUGAGUUAAUUAAUAAACUGUGGAUUGAUGUUCAGCAAAAAAUAGCAACACAGUCACAAACAGCAACCCCUCCAGGAAGUCCAUCAUGUACCACUCCAUUAGGGGAACAAAAAGCUGCUUUGAAUGCUACUAAUGCUGUCAAGGGAAUCUACGCCAAGCUUCAGCCUGAAGAAUCUAAUGAGACUCUAGACUCAAGCUAUGUUGUGGGACAAGUGCUGAACUCAAGGAAACAAAAACAGCUGUUAAGUAAAGUGAAAAGAAAACCAGAUUUGUGUGCUCCUUCCAAGCAGAAGAAAACCAUGUUAUCAGCUAGCACAACCUCUGCAGACUUACAAAGCAAUAAUUCCAGUCUGGAUGUCCUCAAACACAUGAUACACGAAGUGGAACACGAGAUGGAAGAAUAUGAGCGGUGGACAGGACGGGAGGUCAUAGGGCUGCAGAACAGUCAGGGGCUCACAGGCUUCACUUUGUCCCUGGUGAGCAGCCUUUGUCGCCUGGUUCGCUACCUUAAAGAGAGUGAGCUGCAACUGCGUAAAGAAGUAGAGACAAGGCAGCAAUUGGAACAAGUAUUAGGUGAUCAUCGAGAGCUUAUUGAUGCUCUGACAGCUGAAAUUAUUCUUCUUAGGGAAGAAAAUACUACUAUACAGGCAAGACUUCAGCAGUACAUGGUCACAACAGAUGAACAACUUAUAUCACUCACACAUGCCAUUAAGAAUUGUCCUGUGAUAAAUAACAACAGAGAAGAAAGUCAGGCAUUGGAAAGGGGAGUCACAAGUAGAAGAAUUAUGGACAAUCCAGAGGGUCCAGUUGUAAAUGCUAAUGUCUCCGUGCCAUUGAUGUUCAGAGGGGAAGAAGUGGUUGAUUUUCCACGGGAAGAGUUGCCUGUUAAACUGUCUCAGGUGCCAACCCCCCCAGAUAGUGUGAAUGUGGCCAACACCUUUCCCGCACAUAUAUUUGAGCCUGCUGUGUUGUUAACACCACCCAGGCAGAAGAGCAAAUCGGAAUUCUCUCCUCUGCAGGAUGUAUUGAGGAGGACUGUUCAGACGCGUCCUGCGCCACGCAUUCCUCCAACUGUGGAAAUAAUUGAAAAAGAACAAAAUUGGGAAAAGAAGACUUUACCCACUGGUACAGACAACCAGAAUUCAAGCGAAGAGAGUCGUCUCUUCACUCAGAGGUGGAGGGUUUCCCACAUGGGAGAAGAUUUGGAGAACAAUAGUUCUUUGGUUAACCUAUCACAGCCCCUCUGCAAUUCUCUUUCAAAUACUCAGCAAUUGAGAAACCCCAUGUUCUCAGAAGAGCCUCCAGUACUGGGAGAUGGGCAACAGCUUAAAACAAAUGAGACAUUAAUACAAAGAAAAGAUAUCUUGGCACAAAUUGCUGAGUUGACACUGCAGAAUUCCGCUAUUAAGGCACAUCUGAACGAUAUUAUUGGCUCAGCGGGAGAGCAAGGGGAUGGACCUCGGGAAUUAAACAAACAGGAAAGUGCAAGCAACAUGACUGCUACUUUUUCGGCAUCGCAACCUCUAGCACCAAGUAGCAUGGAGGAACGGAUCGCAGAAUUGAAUCGACAGAGCAUGGAGGCUCGUGGAAAACUACUGCAGUUGAUAGAGCAGCAGAAACUUGCCUGUUUGAAUCCUUCCUCUCCACCAGUAUCACCUAUUCAGUCACCUCUCAGAGCAUGGACUGAAGGAGGAAAGAGGACAAUUGAGGUAUCUAUUCCGGGUGCAGAAAUCCCAGAAAACUCAAAAUGCAGCACUGUUUCUCCUACUAGUCGGAUAAAUACAAGAAGAUCUUCAGGGGCUGCUAGUAAUUCCUGUUCUCCAUUAAACACCACCUCAGGAAGUGGACAGUUUAUGCCUCUUAAUCAAAGAGCAAAGAUCGAGAAGCAGAAAGAAGAAGGCUGGUUUGCCCUUUCUACCCACGUAUCAUAAGUGAACUUGUGUUUUAUAGUUUGUUCUCAAUAAUUUUUUCUUGAGCUUCUACUCUGCUUUCCCUGCUUCUACUUUCAAGUUAUGUCCUUCUGUCGAUAAAACCUAUGAAGAUCCUGUAAAUUAGUAUUAAUAGAACAAAGAAAUAAAGCACUUAUUUUAAUUAUUGACCUUUACAAAUAGGUUUCCAACAAAUAACCAAUGCAUACCCACUGUAAAUAAAAUUUGACUGUAGAGAAAUUAAAGUUUUACACUCAAAUAAUUUCAUGGAUUAUUUUAAUUUUUCCCAGCAAUACAUUUUUACUUUUAUCAUCUUUAUUCAGGAUUUCAAAAAAUCUGUAUAUUGUAUCUUAAAUGUUGACCUGUUUCAUUUUUGUUUCACUUUGUUUUCUGAAGAACUGUGUUACUUUGCAUAUAAAAUAACAAAAUGCCUCUGGGUGAGUAGAGUGUGACUUUCAGGAAGACUUAACACCCUCUUUUGGUUUCUUUUUUGGUGGACAGUAACUGCUAUCUAUUACUUUUUCCAUCAAGUGGAAAGUACAGCUUUAGAAAAUGAGCAUGGGGGUGUUUGUAUGUAUUUGCUUAAACAGGUAAAUGUAUAUAUUAUAAAAUUCUUAUAGGUUUUUAAAUAUUAAAAUAUCGUCAGUGAUGGUAAUGGGCAUCAAAUAAAUAAUGAU